Molecule: messenger RNA, 6477 nt
Organism: Anastrepha obliqua
Lineage: Eukaryota; Metazoa; Arthropoda; Insecta; Diptera; Tephritidae
Gene: ana1
Exons: 7
Coding region: 191-5923 (1910 amino acids)
Source: RefSeq, a predicted model, not a curated record
AAAAUGCUUCUGUUUACAUGAGCUCAUUUCCAAAAUUGCUAGCUGGGCACUUUACAACUGAAGUAAUAUUUUCGCGUCUGCGCUUUUGUUUUGUUGUCGUUAUUAAUUUUAUUUGAUUUGAAUAAAGUAAAAAACAACCUAUUGCAUUUGUGGUAGAAAAUUGUGGCGUAUUUAGUGUGCGCUAAAAAAUAUGUCCGUGAAUAUUACUGUGAAUGGAAAAUUUAAGACAUGCAGUAAACCAAGCAUUUUAGAUGACCCCGUGCGUGUCAAAAAGCAGCUGGAAUGUGAACUUAGAAAACAACGACUCCUGGAGGUCCGUGAAGAGUCUAAAAAUUUGGCGCGCAAAAUUCGCAAUGACGUAGCUGCCGAGAAGGAGAGGCAGUUGAGAAAUCUGGAAGCUAUUAAAGCAAAGGAACUUGAAUGUUGGCGACACCAUGUUUUAGAUCAAAAAAAUAAUGACUACCGACAGGCAAUUUUUGAAAUUGGUACAGCGCACACAGCUGCAAAGUUGGAGAACGAAGCCCUGGCGGAACGGAAAACGGCUCAAGAGCAGGAGCGCAAACAGUUCAAAAGGAAGACGUACGAGCGACUAGGAAUGAAACGACCACAAACUACAAAGAAAAUACUACAAACUGCAGGUACACAGACACCAAAUGUGCUCAUUAAGAGCACGAUGACGAAGAAGGCUCCGAAAAAACAUAAGCGAAAAAUUUGUUCGAAAGAACAAACUUCAAUGUGUCAUUGCUCUAGCGCAGAAAGCGAGUCGGAUAGUGAAGAGAGUAGCGAUGAUAUAGAGCGAGAUAAAGACAGUUAUUCUGCUAGAAGUCGAACCACAAAAUCAGUGGUAAUAUGUCCCUGUCCAAAAUCAAUUAAGUGUCCUUGCAUUAGCUCUUCCUCCUCGUCAACACUUUCAUCAACCCUUACUGACGAAGAAGAUAAUGAGAAACAAACUUUGCCACCCAACAAAAAAACGGUACUUAGUAAAAAUCCGGCUAUAAUAGUAGAUAUUGGUGUGGAUAGCAAUGAUUCAGUGACCAUAACAGCUGGUGAAAUAAAAGACAAACACACAGAAAGUAAUCGCCAAUUCAGUCACGUUGUGCGUGAUAGUAAAACUGAAAAAUCUAAACGGUCCUCGCUAAAGGAUAGAACUGCAACGAUGAGUUCAGAAACAAACAGUCAAGCUGCAUCAAAAGUACCUAAACCACGUUUCACACAAGUUUCGCAGCUCAUAAAAAGCAAAAGUAAUACUAGCGGGUCCCAAUCACGAUCACCAUCCAGACCACCACCACCUUCACUCGCAGCUACGUCGGGCACUUCCCCUCAAAAAUCUCCAAGAAAAAGCAGUGCAUCUGGAAAUACGGCUAGAGGCAUUCAAGCUACAAUUUCAGGUGUCACGGUGACAUUGGACAGUGGUAGUAAACGUGAUAUGGGGAAAAGUACACGUGAAAGUAGUACGGGUCGUGUACAAUCCUAUGACUACAACAAUAAGUAUGCACGGGAUUAUCCACAUCCUACAGACGGUCUGGUGCAUGAGCCCAGCGUGCGGGAACGUAGCGAGCCGAGUGCUAGGGAGCGAGCAGAAAUGGAACGUGAGUUAGAACAAAGAAGGGAGCACGAAAGGGAGCGCAUGCGAUCCCGAUCAGAAGAGCGUGGCCGCAAAGCACUCGAGCGCGAACAGGUUAAACGUGAUUGUCAGCUGCUUACUGAGAAGCUAGAUGCGCUAUCGCAACAGUAUCCGGAUCUGCUGAAUCCGCCAGAUACCGUUCUGCAAAAUCAUCAGUUAUACGAGAGUCGAGCUGCCCGCAUCGAACAAAAACGCAACUCUGCCGUAGAACAAUUGCUUUUACGUCCGGCAAUUAUAACCUGCCCAGAAAUUGGCGGACAGGAAACUCGAGUCGCCAGUAAAAAGCAUGCCACUACCGACGGGGAUGCUUUAAAUUUGGGCGCACCUCCCGCAAUUGAUCAAAUUGAUAGCACAAGCUCUUCCGGUAGCUGCAACUCCAUAUUACUCGGCUACGUUGAUGAUCAACAGCAAAAAAUACGCGACGAUCUUAAUAAGUGCGCAGGUGGGCAGCCAAGGCAGGAUGCACAAAAAGAGGAACAUUUAAAAAAUUUACUACAGCGAAUUGAAAAGUUACGAAAAGCCUUAUGUGAAGAGCUCGGCAAGAGUGGCAGUGGUGAAAGCGUGCAGGAGGUUAUAAAUGGUGUAAGUGAUGUUCGUCGCGAGCGUGAGCGUAUACUCACCAAUGACGCAGAUUAUGGUAAUGGCAGGCGAUCACCAAUGGAAAAGCAUUUGCAUGGUGUAGAGCAAAAAGAAGCUCUAUUAGAGCAGAAACUUCGGGAAUUAUGCAAAAUGCAACAGCAACUGCCACAGAACAUUACAGGUAAAAGAGACAAACGAGAGGAUAGCAAUAUAAAACAGUCCGAUGGAAAGGAGUGUAGGGUGCUAGCGACGGGUAACAAACCACUGGAAAUCAUAAUAAAGCUAAAGAAUGACAGCGGCCGCCAGGGUAGAUCGAAAGUGAAAAAGUCAACAAAAAGCCCGCGUAAACUUUCCACACUUAUUAAAACUCCGACAAAGAAAUUGGGUGCUAAACGAUCAGUGAGUGGCUUGCGAGAGAGACUGCAACAAAAUCAGAAAGAAGGUACCACUGCUGUCAAGUUGGGGAAAAUUAUUCGCCAAAAUUCGUACGAUUCGAACUCGACCUCUUAUCGCAGUCUACCGUCACAUAUUGGCAAUGAGAUGGACGCGUUGGUAGAUCGCUUAGAACUAGAUCAAGAGGAGGAGGAUGGAGAGGAGGUUGAAGAUUAUACGAUAGUGGCCCAAAAUGGUUCGACUGUUAUCACCGACGACCUACCACCAUCAGCUGGCGAUGGAAAAGUCACUGCACGUCAAACAACGUCAACUCAACACAAGGCGCGCUUAAAUCCGCUUAUAGCGCACUAUAUCCAGCGACUGCUGGGUAUGUCGCGUAAUUCCGUACGCGCACUAGGCGUCAGCUCUUCCGAUAUAGAUACGCCCUCUUCUUCUGUUAUGAACAUCAGCUCGAAUCGUACCGGUACCACUGUUGAUCUGGUAGACUCCCAGGAACGGAUUCAGCGUGUAAAUCGCUUCAUUGAAGAGAAUCGCACAUUUCUUAGUGAGUUGGAAGAUACGUUGCGUACACAAAGUGAUGCUACCCUGGAAAGUAGCAUUAGAAUUUUUGAGGAGGUUUGGCAGCAACGACUUCUUAAAGAGAAGCAAAGUAGGGGAGAAAAACCGCUAAAGGAAUCGCUAGCAAAACGGCGAAAUGAGGCCCAAAGCGAACAGAAGCAGCUCGCUCCAGCAGGUAGCCACGCAAGAAGGCGUUUAGCACAGAAGCGUCAGAACGAUGAAAGUAGCAAGCGUGAGAGUCGUCACGAGGCGUCGGCAACGCGACAGCCAGAUACGCACACCAGCGCCGCCGUCACGGGAAAUGCACCGACACUACGCCCGCAGCAACGAGCAACCACAGAGCAGUCUACACCCGCUGCUACUCAUGUAGUGCAACAAAAACAACAGCGACAAGAGGAUGCGAAUCAAAAGCAUAUAACUUCGGAGCACGCGAGUGCGGUGCUUAAGAAGACCCCGCAAACAAGUGAUAUAUCGGUAUCUACCGAAGAUCGCCGUGCCGAAAAUCAGAUUUUACGUUAUGAGCAACUCACCGAAAACUGCACACAACGCAUCGCUGAGCUGACCGAUCUCAUACAAAAGGUUCGCACAGAGAAGAAGCGUCUCAUGGAGGUCACACUCAGUUCGGUUAGCGAGGGUCGCAACUCAACCGAAUAUAUCGAAUUGCCGGAUGGCACACGCCGACGUUCAAACGCCUCGAAUGCCGAAAGGAAUACAAGUGUCAGUAGCAGCGGAAGUAGCGGUAGUAGCAAUCGUAAUGUGCUCACAACCCAACCAACAACUUCUAUCGAUUAUACACCGCAAGAAAUGCUGGGACAGCAAACUGCUGCUACAUCCGGUGAAAGGAUAUCAGCGCUGGACAGCUCGGUACCACUUGAGAAGCACAAACCUACGGGUAUUAGCCGUGAUAGCGGCAUAUCCAUUUCCCGGCCACAAACCGCGCAGGAUAUCGAACCGCCUUCGCAAGCGUCUACUAGCACAACACAUCCAAGCUCUCAAGGUGCAGUGCGCAAAAGCCGACCACCGCCAACUAUGCAACGCUACAGUCCCAAACUUGCUGAAGAUGAGGUGGCACAUGAACUUUCCACCAUCAUAGAGGUCGACACACCGGUCACAUCGCGCAUUAAUGCCACAGCAGCAGGAUCAGCCAGAGUGACAGCAGCUAGCGGAGCCACAGAGGCAUCCCGCAGUAGGCAUUUGCAACCACUACCUUUCCCUACAUUCGAAGAAUAUGCGCGUGAAAUGAAUUUAGACGUCACGCAAAUGAGUACCGACACCAGCCUGCGCAUACAUCAAGAAUUCCAGUCGUUGAUCGCAAAUCUUCGUGCUGUACAAGAAGGCGCUGUGCCUGACUAUCGAGAAUUCCCAACACUCUCCGCCUACUUGCGCAAUUUGAGCGCACAUCAGGAAGGCGUCGAACAAAGCCAAUCACCCGAGACCAUCGAAGAUCUCAUAGCCUGUCUACGCGUAGCGAAUCUCUCCAUUAAAGCUUUUCCCUCUCGUCAAGAGUAUAUGCGCCAAAUGAUUUCCAAUUCAGCAAGCGGCGAGUUACUCAAUAGCGCCAGUCUUGAAAAUAUCACCGAUUCACGCACGAACACUAACACCGAAACCGAAUCCGAAUCAAUUAACAUCGAAGAAGAGUUGCGGCGUCGGCAAAUACUAAAACAUUCUUUCCGCACUGCCAAAGCAAAAGAGGAGAUUUUCUCUUCUACAGUAAGAGAGCGCGUGAACGCUGAGCAUGCGCAUGAUAAUUCACGCAUUUUCACCACAGAAAGCGGCAUUGAGAAGCUUUCAUCCACUUCGGAGAAUGGAUCUAGCGAAUUUGAGCGUCAGUUAUUCAGUUUGGGCAUGAGAUGGCCAGCAACGAUGCGUGCGCGUACAAAGAAAGCAGAAGCGGUGGGUCGCAGUAACACCUCAUCUAGUCCUGAGCGUGUUUUGCAUGCUGAUGGUGGCAGCGUAGAACUAAGUGCACAGCAGCGUGGUAGUCCAAGAAAAGAUGUGGAUGCAUUGCGUAAAAGUCGUCAACAUUCACCGGACAAGACGCUACGCGGCGAAAGUCCCAAACGAAUGCCAGCGGUAAACAUUAGCGCAAAAGAAGUGCAAUUUGAGCAACACACUAGAGUGCGUUCACCAGCGCACAGUCCUUUGCGCGCAACAGAUAGGCAGCACUCAAGGAGCAGUCCUAUGCCCGCACAAGCGGCAGCAUCGCCACAAAAUACGUCAGAUCAACAGCAGUCAAAGAUCAGCCCUACAAAACGUAUGCCUCCUAAUGCCACAGCAACGCAGGACGCAACGCGACACAGUCGAAGCUCUCGACGCAGUCCGCAUCGCUCCAGCGAUUGCGAGUUCGUUAGUGACUUUGGACGUCCACUGAACUUGCGUGACUUUCUGACUAAAGAGCUACUUAAGCACGCCAGCUCCUCGAGUUCGUCUACGCCAACAGACGAUUCAUUACGCAGCAUUUUUCUCCAAUCCAUCAUUGAUACCAUGACACCGCGCACUAAUAAUUGCGGCAGCAAUCAGCUAGACAGGCAAAAGACCUCAACGCCGGUGACACAUUCCAAUCCGUCGCAUACACACAGUAGCGGCGGUCGUAGCACUAGCAGUGAUGGCAAUACACCGUCACAACUCUUCUCUGGUGAAAGUGGUAUUUCAUCGGUGCGAUUCUUUGAACGGUCAAUAACACGCACGUACCCGCGGAAUACCACACCAGCGGGGCAGAAAAAAGUUCGGAAAGCUAUGGAAGAGCAACAGAAUGUUACGGCAAACUAAUGCGUGAUUUUUGGUAUUUGUUCAAGGUCUGUAACUCCAGCGGCUUUUCUCAAAAGUGCUCACGACAUAAUUGAUAUAUGAUAUGGCAACAACAACAUCAUGCAUAUGUUUGUAGAAAGUUAUAUACAUACAUAUAGUCACAUAAAUCUUCUCGCUAACGAGAUGUGUUCAAUUGUCGCCAUGUUUUUAUCUUUUUCAAGAAUUAGACAAAUUUUCAAUUAUUCAUAAAUGCACUAAAGGGUUGGGCAACAAUUAGAAAAACACUCACAUACAUAUACAAUAUUUAUAUAUACAAAAAUAUAAAGAUCCAUAUAUUUAAGUAGAGAAAUAAGUCAUUUUGUUAUUGGUAUAAAGGCCUAUUUGUUACAGAUUUUAUAACAAUUGCAUGUAUAACGUUUUUAAAGGACCUACUGUACUGUGCUUCUUGAUAGUCGAGAUUGCAUACAGAUGUGGUUUUUAAUUAGUCUAAUUUAGUUUGGUGUAUUUUAGACGCAAAUGUUUUUAAAGGCAUCCCAUUUUACUGUUAAAUAAUAAAGACGAAAAGAAAUUGUAAG